Diuraphis noxia (Russian wheat aphid) is the source of this 491-nucleotide messenger RNA. Its product is annotated as histone H3-like. Gene Ontology annotation, cellular component: nucleosome. Gene Ontology annotation, molecular function: structural constituent of chromatin; protein heterodimerization activity; DNA binding. The record is from RefSeq and is a predicted model, not a curated record. NCBI's taxonomy places the organism in Eukaryota, Metazoa, Arthropoda, Insecta, Hemiptera, Aphididae.
UCAACAUAAUAUAGUAUAGACAAUAUGGCUCGUACAAAUCAAACUGCCCGCAAGUCUACUGGAGGAAAGGCGCCCAGGAAGCAGCUGGCCACCAAAGCCGCACGUAAGAGCGCACCUGCCACCGGUGGAGUUAAGAAGCCACAUCGUUACCGUCCGGGAACCGUUGCUCUCCGUGAAAUCCGUCGAUACCAAAAGAGCACUGAACUGUUGAUCCGCAAACUGCCAUUCCAACGCCUGGUACGUGAGAUCGCUCAAGACUUUAAGACCGACUUACGUUUCCAGAGCUCCGCCGUCAUGGCCCUACAGGAAGCCAGCGAAGCAUACUUGGUUGGUCUCUUUGAAGACACCAACUUAUGCGCCAUUCAUGCUAAACGUGUGACCAUCAUGCCCAAGGAUAUCCAAUUGGCCCGCCGUAUCCGUGGAGAACGUGCUUAAAUCUAUAAACAUAACGAUUCUAUCUUUCUUAAAAUGGCUCUUUUCAGGGCCUCCAA